AUGAGCAAGAAAAAAGGGAAAACACCGCGACCAGCGGCAAAAAAAAUGACCGCCAGCGCCCCGAAAAUGGAGGCAUUCACCUUUGGUGAACCGGUGCCGGUACUCGACCGCCGUGACAUUCUGGAUUACGUCGAGUGCAUCAGUAACGGCAGAUGGUAUGAGCCACCGGUCAGCUUUACCGGUCUGGCAAAAAGCCUGCGUGCUGCCGUGCAUCACAGCUCACCGAUUUACGUCAAACGCAAUAUUCUGGCUUCAACGUUUAUCCCGCACCCGUGGCUGUCCCAGCAGGAUUUCAGCCGCUUUGUGCUGGAUUUUCUGGUGUUCGGUAAUGCGUUUCUGGAAAAGCGUUACAGCACCACCGGUAAGGUCAUCAGACUGGAAACCUCACCGGCAAAAUAUACCCGCCGUGGCGUGGAGGAGGAUGUUUACUGGUGGGUGCCGUCCUUCAACGAGCCGACAGCCUUCGCGCCCGGCUCCGUGUUUCACCUGCUGGAGCCGGAUAUUAAUCAGGAGCUGUACGGCCUGCCGGAAUAUCUCAGCGCCCUUAACUCUGCCUGGCUGAAUGAGUCAGCCACGCUGUUCCGCCGCAAGUAUUACGAAAACGGCGCUCAUGCCGGAUACAUCAUGUACGUUACCGAUGCCGUGCAGGAUCGCAACGAUAUCGAAAUGCUUCGCGAAAACAUGGUGAAGUCGAAAGGCCGCAACAACUUUAAAAACCUGUUUCUCUAUGCCCCGCAGGGGAAAGCUGACGGCAUUAAAAUUAUCCCGCUCAGUGAAGCAUCAGAGAAAAAUCAAUAUUAUUCAACAAACACAGUAAGAUGCCUGCUAUUGCUCUCCUGUUAUUAUCAAGCGGCAUCAAGUCCACCCCUGGAAUCGCCUUCCGAAGCAAUAUUUUCAGCUCAUUAA
Messenger RNA from Enterobius vermicularis (human pinworm), 906 nucleotides. Lineage: Eukaryota; Metazoa; Nematoda; Chromadorea; Rhabditida; Oxyuridae. The record is from the annotation of a GenBank genome assembly.